GUUUUGGAGGAGAGAGAGAGAGAGAGAGAGAAAGAAAGGAAGCGAGAAACAGAGAGAAGCGAUGCCGGCGGGUCAUGGGUUGCGCAGUCGGACGAGGGACCUGUUCUCACGGGCGUUCAGGAAGAAGGGCUACAUCCCACUCUCCACCUACCUAAAGACCUACAGAACGGGCGACUACGUGGACGUGAAGGUAAACGGCGCCGUUCACAAGGGCAUGCCCCACAAGUUCUACCAUGGCCGCACAGGCCAAGUCUGGAAUGUCACAAAGCGCGCGAUCGGCGUCGAGAUGAACAAGCAGGUCGGAAACAGGGUCAUCAAGAAGCGGAUUCACGUGAGGGUGGAGCAUGUUCAGCCGUCGAGGUGCGAGGAAGAGUUCAGAGCAAGAAUGGUUCGAAAUGACGAGCUGAAGGCGGAGGCAAAAGCUCGUGGGGUGAAGAUUAGCACCAAGAGGCAGCCUGAGGGGCCUAAGCCAGGCUUCAUUGUCGGCGGGGCUUCCAUUGAAACUGUCACUCCCAUUCCUUACGACGUCGUCAAUGACCUCAAGGGUGGCUACUGAUAUGUUUUUUUUAUAUAUAAUCGGGUCUCCAUUUUCAUUGUUUCUUGUUUUUGACUCUGUUUUUGUAUCCGGGUAACUCUGUUUUACUCAUAUUUCAAAUUUGACAAUGCAAUUCUUAUUGUCCUUCAACUUGUGAGAAAUGUUACUAUGCGAAACGUAUCAUUUAAAAAUUC
Prunus persica (peach) is the source of this 729-nucleotide messenger RNA. RefSeq names its product 60S ribosomal protein L21-1. The transcript has a single exon. NCBI's taxonomy places the organism in Eukaryota, Viridiplantae, Streptophyta, Magnoliopsida, Rosales, Rosaceae. Gene Ontology annotation, biological process: translation. The record is from RefSeq and is a predicted model, not a curated record. Gene Ontology annotation, cellular component: ribosome; cytosolic large ribosomal subunit. The coding region runs from base 62 to 556 and encodes 164 amino acids. Gene Ontology annotation, molecular function: structural constituent of ribosome.